AUGUUCAACACGAUCGGGCGCGUCUCGGCGGCCCCGCCCGCCCGUCGCGACUGCCGCCACCCAGUGCACAACGACCAUGACGACGACGACGACGACGAUGUCAACAUUCCCGUGCUCGAGACGUCGUGUGACAUUCUCUUCGACUCGGACCGGAGCUCGACCGCAGCCUUCCAGUUCCACGUCGAAGGCAUCCACAACGAGGUGACGACCCCCAUGCGACGCGUCAUUCUCGCCGCCACAGCUGUCGCCCUCGUCGUUGCGUCGGAUCGGAACCUUCGGCGGCCGCCCCCGAACGCCCCCGUGUUCCUCGACCACGUCCCGAUGCGCCCGCCACUCGCUGCCAUGGCCGUCGCGUUCGAGUCGGUCGCCGACAAGGAUGCAUGGGCUCGCAGUGUAGAGUUUGUCGCGGAGCCACGGGCUCCGCCGCCGUGAUGCGCUCUUCUCGUCCUCGUCCUUUUCCGUCGUAGCUGUGGUCGUACUAGGAGGAGAUGGAUCCAUCUGUAAUGUACAGCAACUAUCAGUA
This is a messenger RNA of Saprolegnia parasitica CBS 223.65, 523 nucleotides long. RefSeq lists its product as hypothetical. The transcript has 2 exons. The record is from RefSeq and is a predicted model, not a curated record. NCBI's taxonomy places the organism in Eukaryota, Oomycota, Saprolegniomycetes, Saprolegniales, Saprolegniaceae. Bases 1 to 432 code for a protein of 143 amino acids.